Messenger RNA from Homarus americanus (American lobster), 4535 nucleotides. RefSeq lists its product as uncharacterized. The transcript has 12 exons. Bases 118 to 2637 code for a protein of 839 amino acids. Lineage: Eukaryota; Metazoa; Arthropoda; Malacostraca; Decapoda; Nephropidae. The record is from RefSeq and is a predicted model, not a curated record.
GAGGCGUGGAUGAGGAGCCUACCAAGCAAUCGGCUCUGAGAGGAGCGAGAGAGAAAAAAAAAUACUUUGGGAGUGUGGAACAGUGGUGAAUAGUAGAAGUGGAUAAAGACAGAGAUAAUGAAACAGUGGAUUAUAUUAAGUGCAGUGCUGGCCACAGGCUGGUGUUGUGGAUUCCCAGGUGCUCCUUCACACUCCACCGUCACCUUCUCCGACAACAGACUCGACUCGAACACGGUGGCCACGUACGCCUGCGACCGUGGCUUCGAACUGCUAGGACCUGCCAGGAAGAUCUGUGCUGAGAAUGGCACUUGGACCCCAGCUGGCAUCCCCUUCUGUGUAUUGAACGUGGCAGCAGGGAAGGCACCUAUGCAGUCUUCAGUUGCAGAAGGAGGCAUACCACAGAAGGCAGUAGAUGGCUCCAGCGCCACCACCUUCAAUCCAGAUACCUGUACCCUCACCAAGGCAGAGAGACAGCCAUGGUGGUACGUCAACCUACUUGAACCUUACAUGGUACAGCUCGUCAGGCUCGACUUUGGCCAAUCUUGCUGUGGUAACCAGCCAGCAACUAUCGUAGUGCGAGUGGGGAACAACCGGCCAGACCUCGCUGUCAACCCUGUAUGCAACCGGUUUAUUGGUCUGCUGGAGGAGGGUCGCCCGCUCUUCUUGCCGUGUAACCCACCUAUGCCUGGAGCCUUCGUUAGCGUGCACUUUGAGGCUCCUCCAGGGGUCCAGCUCUCCAUCUGCGAGGCCUUUGUUUAUACUGACCAGGCACUACCUAUAGAGCGUUGCCCGUCAUUCAGGGAUCAACCACCAGGGAGCACCGCGACCUACGACGGCAAGUGCUACAUCUUCUACAGCCAGCAGCCCAAGAACUUCGACAAUGCCCUGGAAUUCUGUCGCAGCCGAGGCGGUUCACUGGUGGACGAGACCAACCCGGCACUACAGGGGUUCCUCAGCUGGGAGUUGUGGCGCAAACACAGGGGUGAUCCUAAUGGCCAGUACUGGUUGGGCGCUGUUCGUGACCCUGAUGACGUCAACAAUUGGAAAUGGAUUGAUGGUACUGACGUGACCGUGUCGUUUUGGAACCUGCCUGGCGGAAACGAAAACUGUGCUCGGUUUGAUGGCACGAAAGGCUGGCUUUGGUCAGAUACCAACUGUAAUUUCGACCUUAACUUCAUCUGUCAACAUCGACCCCAAACAUGCGGUAAGCCAGAACAACCACCCAACUCUACGAUGGUCACCGCCAACUACAACGUCGGAACAGAUGUAGAAUACCGUUGUGAUCCUGGGCACUAUCUAGUUGGACCUGCUCAAAGAUCAUGUCUUGACUCCGGCUUCUUCAACGAGUUCCCUCCAACCUGUAGAUACGUGGAGUGCGGUCCACCAGCUCCCAUCCUCAACGGCGGCUACUCCCUCGUAAACGAGACCCGCACCUACCUCAGCAUUGUGAGGUAUGACUGUGACCCUGGGUUCAUCCUCAUCGGCAGACCUGACCUUAUCUGUGACAUCGACGAGCGCUGGAACGGUCCUCCACCCCGCUGUGAACCGGUGACCUGUGACGCCCCAGCUCCCAUCCUUCACGGGUCCUCCAACUUCUCCUCUCCUACUGUUGAUGCCGCGGUCACCGUCAACUACUCCUGCGACGAGGGUUACGUGUUAGUUGGUCCACGAUACAUCACCUGCACGGCUGAGGGCACCUUCGACCAGGAACCCCCACUGUGUCAAGUGGACGCAGCAGUGAAACCAGAACUCCCUGAGACACGAUUUGGUGAAUCCAAUCGAGCGGGUGCCGGAGGUCGACCUCGACGUCCCCAUCGCCCUGGACAGCGACAGCGGCCUCCAUACCUGACCGACGGGGGAGACAACACCGUGGAGGCCAGCAACCCGGGCCUGGAGACCGUCGUACCUUCCCUAGAGGCCGGGGACAACAACAAGAUAAACAAGAUAAAUAAUGACAGAGGCCAGAGUGUAGAUGGUCCGAGUUUUGAUCUCAAGGAAGAAGACGGCAUCAAAGUCACCGAGAAACUCCAUCUUGGUGGUAUCAUCGCUCUAGGUGUCUUCGGCGGGUUCGUCUUCCUCGCUGCUGUCAUCACCACCAUCGUCAUCCUCGUCAGAAGGACUCAGCAUGCACCAUCCAAGAAGUAUGUGCGUCGCAGUGAUGACGGCACCGCCUCCUCCUACGACUCCUCCUCGUCUGACGGCCACGGCCUCAACAAGUACUACAAGAGAGCGUGGGAGAACCUACGUGAGGGAGGCGGCGGCGCCGGCAGCAGUGGAGGGGAACUGGAGAAGGGAAGUCACUCUCGUCUCGGCCGCACGGAAACCCUCGACCAACCAGACUUCAGGUCCACACGCUCAAUGGGUCAUGAGGGACUCCGCGACGGCUCCGAGAUGACAGUGAACGAUGUGGCUGCCAUGUACACCCGCCCUGAGAAGCGGCGCCAUCACCACCACCACCACGGUCACCGCCACAAGGGAGGGCGUGAGGGAGACCGUGAGCACCAUGACCGCCAUGACCACGACCGCCAUGACCAAGACCGCCAUGAACACCAGGAUCGUCACGAUCGCCAGGAGCGCUCAGAACGUCAUGACCGUCACGACCGCGACUGGCGAGAUCGUGACCGCAGGAAGUACUAAAGGAUCAUCGGCUGAACACACUGAAAUCAACGCAACAUAUAUACGACCAAAGCUCCCAGGACAGAGGAACCAGAGGAAGAUAGAGACCACCCAGUGCCCACUAGCGACCUCCUCAUUCUUUAAUGGUCUCUUGUUCAGGCAAUGUUGUGUCUCUCGGCUACCGUGUAGCAACAACUGCAAAAACCUGAAGUGUGGCUGACAUCUCGUGUAGCGUAGAAAUGUAUUUCAUAAUUGCACAUUUCUUACUCCGUUAUUGAUCACUUGGUAUGUAUUGCAAGGUAAGCGAGAGACUAUAAGUUUGCGCAUUUCCUCCCCCAGUGUUCGAACGAUAAAGUCGCCAUUGCUGGUAGAAAAAGAGAAAAUCUGACGUAGCUUCCACCUAAUGUAUGAUUGCGGGGAGGAAAGCCCCCACCCCCACCCCUAAGCGAUGUUUUAUAGUACGGGCCUAAGAGUUUCCGAGGGCUUGCUCGUGGGCAACACGGAGUCUAACUACUAGCUGAAAUUGGUUUCUCUCAAGACAUAGAACAAAAUAAUCAGCUCUUAUCAUGAGGUGGCCUUAAAAUGAGUGUCUUCCUCCUCCGGGAAUUUCCAGACUUUCUGUAAAUCAUCUGGUGAAUAUAGCUUGAGGAGAGCAGGCUUGUGUUUACCUUGGGACUGAGUAGUUUUCCCUCUUAAUCUUGGCGCUUGACACACUUUGUAACCCAGUUAUUAACCUCCUUUAUUAAAUUAUUCUUUCAUUAUAUAGACUUUUGUUCUAUUAAGGUUGAUUUUUUUCACCCCAAUUUGCUCAGAGCAGCUUAAUCCCUGGCAGACCAGCUCAGUAGUCUUAACUUCCUUGUAAGGUGUUUUCCUGCUACACAGCGCUUAUAUCUGCCGCUGUCCUGGACUUUCACCCAAUUUUGAGGAAAUAACCUACUGACAGCCUUACUCAGUAAUGUUUACUCUUCAGUACAUUAUAGAGACCUGCGACUCACCUCAACACUCGCCACCACCUCACAGCUCCACAAGGCCGUCUACAAUGUGUCGUUCAUGAUGUUUGUUAUCGCUGGUGUACGUGGCGUCAGCCGUUUCUUGUUGAUCCUUCACAUAAUUGUUUUGUUGAUAUGUAUUCCACUUUCUCUGAAGGGCUUAUACUUGAUAGGUUGUUAUAGAUUUUACUACGUCAUAUUUAGCAUUUAUUUAUUUUAUUGUUAAUUGAGGAGAAGCUUUCUAUUUUAUUAGGGUGAAUCAGGUAGUUCUGUGCACCUGUUUCAGCCUUGUCAUUACUCAGACAAAGUCUUUUAUUAUUAUUACAAGGAGUUGUGGCCCAGUAUUUCACUCUUCUCCUGCACCAACGAUUACCGGUUCGAGUCUCGCGGCUGGUCACUAAGAGGAGCGACCCCAGUCGACCCAGCAGCACAAUGAGUGCCUAACUUAGCAGUUGAAUAAGUGAAUACGGCAGUUUGUAAUACCGACCACGCAAUCCCGUGUGUACCGAAGGCUUAAUCUUCAAUGUGCUGAUCCGCACUCCCCUUAACUGGCCGUCUGUUGUAUGAGACCCACUAAUACGACAGUUACGUAGCCUAGACAAAACAAUAAUUCAAAAUUCGAGAUUUGUUUUGAUGUGUCUCUUUUCGUGUGUGAUAACACGAGCACAGCUCACUUCAUGAUAUCCCAGGACAGCCCAGCUCAUGAUAUCUGUUCCAACUAGUUCAUGAAAAACUCAGCAUAGCUUUAUCCAGGAGACACUAGCAGUAUUUAGAAAACGAGAUCACACACAUAGAUAACCCACGAGUGGCCAGGGCGUCGACACGGCCGCUGGAAACAGGUAGAGCUGUCUUGACUUAUAUAGAAUUGAGUCUUCAAAACGUCGUCGUAUUUAUUCCCCACAUAGCUUAUAUAUAUAUAUAUAUAUAUAU